CAGGUUCAUUCGAGCUAAUUAGCUUCCUUAACACACUUUACAUUUGCAUAUACAACCGUUUCUAAUCAAAAUGGUUUCCAAUAAUAAGCGCCAUACGAUGAAAUCCAUCAAAAACAAGGAUAUGAUCCAUCCAUCCUCCAGAAAGGCACAGCAGGUCAUGCGAGUGGUUCUACGCAAAGAUCGUUUGGACCAGCGUCAGAAAACCCGUGCCAACAACUCGUUUUUAAAGUCGGAUCGUAUUCUUUGGUUCCGUCAUGCCGUCCCUGAGGAGGUUAAAACAUUGACACGAGAGCAACACCACCAGCUCAUUGAAGAAUAUCUUUCCCGCUUCAAUGAUGAAUAUCAAUCCCUUGUUGCUUUACACCGUCCGGGCAAGGUUCGCCCUAAAGCUGCCCGUGAAGACAUGUUGACGGCUAUCAUGGCCAAGGAAAGACAGGAGUAUGCUUCUGGCUUUGAAAUCCCCGACUUCUCAAGUCCGAAAAAUGUCCAGACACUCCGAGAAUGGGAUGGUGAUCUUAACUCACUGAACCGUAUCAAGAUGAUCAAACUCAACGACCCUAAGCAUCUUGCCAAACUGGCCGGUGAUGUCGCAGGAUCUGCAGCAGCAGGAAUGGCCAAUUCAAAUACUACUGAGGGAUCCACUAUGCAGGAGUAAAGGGAUUGUUGGGGGUCAAGUGCAAACUUAUGUCUUAGAGUAUUGCUUUUCUUUUUUUUUUCUUCCUUCUUUUCAUAUUACUUUUUCAUGCUACCUUGUCUUGUUGAUUCAUACCCUCUUAUUUUGCUUCCAUUCCCACAUGUAACAAUAUCACUAAAAACCAGCAUUUAUUCAACUUGCAUUAACUGUUUACCCAUUUUGUAUUUUAACAAAGUCAUAUUUUCAUAU
Messenger RNA from Lobosporangium transversale, 883 nucleotides. RefSeq lists its product as hypothetical. The transcript has 2 exons. NCBI's taxonomy places the organism in Eukaryota, Fungi, Mortierellomycota, Mortierellomycetes, Mortierellales, Mortierellaceae. Gene Ontology annotation, cellular component: nucleus. Bases 71 to 655 code for a protein of 194 amino acids. The record is from RefSeq and is a predicted model, not a curated record.